UUUUGGAGGUUGGGUAUGUGACUCUGCCCCCAAGAUAUAAAUACAAGAGAGAAUACAAGGCAAAGCCAGACACCCAAAUCGAAUAAUGGCUACUGCCGACAACAAGGAGCAGGCCAUUCUUCCCAUGGUGGACGCCGACGAAGCGCGCGCACUGCUGAGCUCAGGCCAUGGCUACCUCGAUGCCAGGAUGCCGGAGGACUUCGACAAGGGGCAUGCCCCCGGUGCUCGCAAUAUUCCCUACUACGUUUAUGUGGCUCCCGGCCAGGGGAGAGAGAAGAAUCCACACUUUGAACAAGAGGUGGCUGCACUCUAUGGGAAGGAAGACCACUUGAUUGUGGGUUGCUUCACAGGCACGCGAUCCAAACUCGCGACUUCUGACCUUUUAAAGGCGGGAUUUAAGAAUGUGAGGAAUCUGCAAGGUGGUUACCGUGCCUUUCUCCAAAGUGCAAGUCAGCAGCAACCCGUCAAUGAUCAGCAACCAUCUGCCAAUUGAGCUGGGAAUACCAUUUGUGAUCAUAAAUAAGUCAAGAGGAAUGUAUUAAUAAAGUGAUUAAUUUUUCUUCUCAGUGUAGAGA
Brachypodium distachyon (stiff brome) is the source of this 575-nucleotide messenger RNA. Its product is annotated as thiosulfate sulfurtransferase 16, chloroplastic. The record is from RefSeq and is a predicted model, not a curated record. Gene Ontology annotation, molecular function: catalytic activity. NCBI's taxonomy places the organism in Eukaryota, Viridiplantae, Streptophyta, Magnoliopsida, Poales, Poaceae. The transcript has 5 exons. The coding region runs from base 86 to 493 and encodes 135 amino acids.